AUAAGGCUGGAGCUCGAUCCCGCGAUUGAGAGGAAAGGAAUAUAUUAUGCGUUUCAAACAAGGAAUCUAAUUCUCUCCGAUGGGAAGUGACGAGUGUGACUGACUGAACAUAAUAAUGAUGGCAGACAAGUGGUCCGUCUCCCACAGGAACCUGAGCUCACCCUGCAAAUUUCCACUUUCCCUGCUUCUAUUCCCCUAAGGAUACGCUGACCUUCACAUAUGCAGCCUGCAUGACAACCCAAAGCAGGGCAAAUUGAAAGGUUGCUACUCUCUGCCAAGGACAACAACAGGCGAAGUUGCUGCUUUGGGGUACUCGCCAUCAGCAGAAAUACACCCUGUUGUCAUAGCAAAUGAUUCUGUGUUUGUGAAUUUAACGCCUCUAACACCAGACCCCAUAAGGACCAAUUACAAGCUGAAGACAGGAGGACCAAGAUGAAAGAUUUGUUGUUUGCAGUCUGUUUGCUGGCAGGACUUGCGCUGACUAACUCAGUUCAGGCCUCCGAGUGGAGGGCUGUGUGCCUCAAGCUGUGCAAAUGUGAAGUCCGACCCUGGUUCUCUCCCUCGUCCAUGUAUAAUGAGGCUCCGACUGUGGAUUGUAAUGAUCUAGGACUUCUGUCUCUGCCUGAGAGGCUGCCCUCCGACACACAAGUACUUCUAUCACAGGCCAACAGCAUCGCAAAGAUUGACAGUCCCUUGGACUAUCUGGUAAACCUAACAGAGGUAGACCUAUCUCGAAACAACAUAUCCUCAUUGAGUGAUGUCUAUCUAGGUCACCUUCCACAACUUCUGUCUUUGCAUCUAGAGGAGAACUGGCUAAGCAGGCUUCAUGAUAACUGCCUUGCAAACUUCCCAAACUUACAGGAGCUAUAUGUUAACCAUAACCUUCUCUCCUUGAUCAGUGCAGAGGCCUUCCGAGGGCUUAACAAGCUCUUGAGGCUCCAUCUUAAUUCGAACCAGCUGAGGGCCAUAAGAACAGAGUGGUUCCAGGAUCUUUUCCAGCUGGAAAUCUUGAUGAUAGGAGAGAAUCCAAUUGCCAGAAUACAAGACAUGAAUUUCAAGCCCCUUAUCAAUCUCCACAGUCUUGUGCUAACCAGAAUGAACCUUACUGAAAUCCCUGACAGUGCCCUGUUUGGACUCGAUAAGCUGGAAAGCGUGUCAUUCUAUGAUAAUAUGUUCCCAAAAGUACCUCAAGCUGCUCUCAGACAAGUGCAGAACCUCAAGUUUCUGGACCUUAACAAGAAUCCCAUAGAGAGGAUCCAAAGGGGUGACUUUGUGGACAUGAUCCACUUGAAAGAACUUGGUAUUAACAGUAUGCCAGAGUUAGUUUCCAUCGACAGUUUUGCUGUGCACAACCUACCAGAGCUGACCAAAAUCGAAGCGACGAACAACCCGCGACUUUCCUACAUCCACCCGAAUGCAUUCUCCAAACUCCCGAGGCUCGAGUCCUUGAUGCUGAAUAGCAAUGCGCUCCGGGCCCUUCAUCCUGUGACGGUGGAAUCCUUGCUCUUAACACCUGCCCUCGUGCACAUAAAACCUCCUUGA
Molecule: messenger RNA, 1542 nt
Organism: Sinocyclocheilus rhinocerous
Lineage: Eukaryota; Metazoa; Chordata; Actinopteri; Cypriniformes; Cyprinidae
Product: leucine-rich repeat neuronal protein 3-like
Exons: 2
Coding region: 433-1542 (369 amino acids)
Molecular function (GO): protein binding
Source: RefSeq, a predicted model, not a curated record